This is a messenger RNA of Cimex lectularius (bed bug), 1433 nucleotides long. RefSeq names its product probable aspartate aminotransferase, cytoplasmic (gene Got1). Gene Ontology annotation, molecular function: pyridoxal phosphate binding; L-aspartate:2-oxoglutarate transaminase activity. The record is from RefSeq and is a predicted model, not a curated record. Gene Ontology annotation, biological process: L-aspartate biosynthetic process. Bases 78 to 1295 code for a protein of 405 amino acids. Lineage: Eukaryota; Metazoa; Arthropoda; Insecta; Hemiptera; Cimicidae. Gene Ontology annotation, cellular component: cytosol. The transcript has 8 exons.
CCGUCGAAAGGUUUGCAGAGCAGGCCGCAGGGACACCGGGCUCAGUGAGUGGACGAAAGCCCGGCCAACCUUUUGAAAUGAGCAAGUUCCGAGACGUGCCCUCGGCGCCUCCCAUCGAGGCCUUCACUCUGAAGAAAAUCUUUGAGGAUGACGACUUCCCUCAAAAAGUCAACACUGGCAUCGGAGUGUACAGGACGGCAGAAGCCAAGCCGUGGGUCCUACCCUGCGUCAAGCAAGUGGAACUGGCGAUGGCCCAGGACGACUACCUGAAUCACGAGUAUUUGCCGGUGCUAGGUAUGAACCAGUUCUGCAAAGUGGCGACCAACCUUCUUCUGGGUACGACAUCACCUGCCAUCCUGGAACAUCGUGCCAUCGGCGUCCAGUCCCUGAGCGGAACCGGAGCACUGCGGGUCGGAGCAGAGUUCCUAUGCAGGAUCUUGAAGUGCGAAACGUUCUACGUCUCGACGCCGACAUGGGAAAACCACAGGCUGUUGUUUUUCAACGCUGGCUUCAAGAAUUGCCGCGAAUACCGAUACUGGGACAAAAACACCCGUAAGAUCGACAUAGAAGGAUUGAUCGAGGAUCUGUCCAACGCCGAACCUGAGUCGGUGGUCGUUCUUCACGCCUGUGCUCACAACCCGACAGGCUGCGAUCCUUCGAAAGAAGAAUGGAAGAAGAUCGCCGACGUUAUUAGCGAAAAGAGUCUCAUCCCAUUUUUUGAUUCUGCUUAUCAAGGAUUUGCAUCGGGUGAUCCUGAGGAAGACGCUUGGGCAGUUCGGUAUUUUGUGAGCCGAGACAUGGAGUUGCUCUGCGCGCAGUCGUUUGCAAAAAAUUUUGGGCUUUAUAAUGAGAGAGUGGGCAACCUUACUUUCGUCUUUUCGUCGCCUGAAGUCAUUCCCCAGGUGAGGUCACAAGUGACGCUCAUAGUCAGGGGAAUGUACUCGAAUCCGCCGUAUCACGGGGCAAGAAUCGUCAGCACCAUUCUACUAGAUCCUGUACUACGAAACGACUGGAAAGAAUGUAUCAAGACGAUGUCAGGGAGAAUCAAGGACAUGAGAGCAUUAUUUAGGGAUAAACUGGAGAAAAACGGUGCUCCUGGAAACUGGGAACAUAUUACUUCGCAGAUUGGCAUGUUCUCCUACACAGGAUUGAAUCCGCACCAGUGUGAAUACCUUAUUUCCCAGUAUCACAUUUAUCUGCUCAAAAGCGGCCGAAUAAGCAUGUCAGGUCUCAACCCGAGCAAUAUUGACUAUGUGGUCAAUGCGAUUUGCGAGACACUUAAACUGGUCCCAUGACUAGGACAGGAUAAAGCGCACUUAUGAAAAAAUAGUCUUGUGGAUAGUUUUUAUUUAUUAUUUCAAUCUUUAUUAGAUUUAUGUGAAAUGUUAUGAAUGAUGUAUUUUUACUGUAUAUUAAAACUUGGUGAAACAAAA